GUGAUGUGCCCUGGCGUUACUCGGAUACAGUGACGUCUAUCUGCUCAAGUGCUUGACAGUGGCAGUCACCCAGCCCUGAUCCAGAAAUCGGAGAUGACUUGCCUCUGAAGCCCGGGAGCGCCGCGGGCUCCGGACGGAGAGUUGGCCGCAUCUCCUUCCGCGCGGCCGCUUCGGCUCACCUGGGCGCCAGCUCCCAGUCCCGCUCCUCGUCCCCCCAACUCCUCCCAGACCAGCCGGUCCCUGGGGGAGCCGCGGCCGCCCCCGCGCCCGGGGGUCGUUCCCUCGCCUUCUCGGGGCGGGCAGCCUGAGGUGAGAGCCCGGCCGGCCCCGCUGGGAAUAUGGCGACCGGUGGCUACCGGACCGGCGGCGGCAGCGGCGGCAGCACCACAGACUUCCUGGAGGAGUGGAAGGCGAAGCGCGAGAAGAUGCGCGCCAAGCAGAAUCCCCCGGGCCCGGCCGCCCCCGGUGGGGGCACGGGCGACGCGGCCGGGAAGCUCCCGCCGGGGCCCCUGGGCACCUCGGCCGCCGCUGCGGCCAACGAGCUCAACAACAACCUCCCGGGCGGCGCCGCCGCACCUGCCGCCCCCAGCCCCGGGGGCGUGAACUGCGCCGUGGGCCCCGCGCAGCUGAGCCGCGCCGCCCCCGGCCAGCGGCGGCCGGAGGAUGAGUCCCCCGCCGCCGCCGCCGCGGCCGCUUCGGGGGCAGCGCCCGCACGGGACGGCGAGGAGGAGCGGGACGGCGCCCCGGAGAAGGGCAAGAGCUCGGGCCCCAGCGCCAGGAAAGGCAAGGGGCAGAUCGAGAAGAGGAAGCUGCGGGAGAAGCGGCGCUCCACCGGCGUGGUCAACAUCCCUGCCGCAGAGUGCUUAGAUGAAUAUGAAGAUGAUGAAGCUGGGCAGAAAGAGCGGAAACGAGAAGAUGCAAUUACACAACAGAACACGAUGCAAAAUGAGGCUGUAAGCUUAUUAGAUUCAGGAAGUUCCUAUCUGUUACAAGAGCCAUCUAGAACAGUUUCAGGCAGAUACAAAAGCACAACCACUGCCUCUGAAGAAGAUGUCUCAAGUAGAUUUCCCCGAACAGAUAGAAGUGGGUUCGGCAGGUAUAACAGGGAUGCAAAUGCUUCUGGUAAUUUGGUCUCAAGUAGCACAUUGGAAAAGAAAAUUGAAGAUCUUGAAAAGGAAGUGGUAAGAGAAAGGCAAGAAAACUUAAGACUUGUGAGACUAAUGCAAGAUAAAGAGGAAAUGAUUGGAAAACUCAAAGAAGAAAUUGAUUUGUUAAAUCGAGACCUAGAUGACAUAGAAGAUGAAAAUGAACAACUAAAGCAGGAGAAUAAAACUCUUUUGAAAGUUGUUGGGCAGCUAACAAGGUAGAAGAUUCAAAGCUCAGUGUGGAAAAAUAUUUUAAAACUACUGAUUGAAUGUUAUGGUUAGCGCUAGGACAGUAUUCCUAUGCUGUAAUACAUUAAACUAACUAAGUAUGUAUAUUUAUUUCUAGAAAACAGUGGAUGUUUAUUUUCAAAAUUUUUCAUUAUCAGUUUCAAAAAGUAUCAACCUUUUAUUUCACGAAUAAGUAACAUCUUUUAGUUAUUAAACUGGUAGGUUAUGCCUCUUUUGGUUUUGUGUGGUAUUCAAAUAAUAUAUGGUUUAAAGUCACAGCCAUCUGAAUAUAUUUCAUCUAUGGUAGUGCAUUUUCUCCCUAAAAGAAUAUACAUAGUCUUUGUUUACAUGAAUUCAAAUACUUUUUAGGGAGUUACCUGCAAAUGCCUUAUUACUGAUGUGCGCAACCUUUUUUAUGUUGAUGAUUUACUCAUAAAGGUCUUUGUCUACUGUCAUUUGUUCUCUGAACUUAUUCUAAGCAAUUUAGAGGAACAUAGAGUCACACUCUUUUGUAUAACAGUCAUCUUUAAAAAGGAAAGCUAUUAUAAAAAGUCAGUUAAUAUCAUAUACUCGUUGGCUAAAUAUAAAAUUUAAGAGAAUACUUGAAUUAUGCUAUAGUAAAUUAAAAUGUACUAUUUUGUAUUCAAAUAUUGAAAUAAAUUUACAAUCACUUUGACUUCGGAAGAACAUACAAUUGUAAUUUUAAUGUAAAAUUUCUUAUGUAGGUACUACUUUUUUUUAAAUUAUUAUUCCAAGGUUUAUAAGUGAACAUGGGGUAUUUUAAAAGUUGUUCAAGCCUGGAGAGUGUGUACAAUUUCAGUGUAGAAGGAAAAAAAAAAUCCAUAGUUUUAAUUAUCAUAUGCAUUAAAAUCAAAACCAAAAUAUUUAUCCACAUUUAAAACAUUUGUACUUACUGUAACAAAACAGUAUGUAAACAGAAAUAGUACUGAAAUACUUUGCUUAAUUUCUAACUUGGAGGAUAACACUGUGACACAGUUGUCCCCGUAUGAGAGAAUUAUUCCCCUACCUCAAAUGUAAGGGAUUUUCUUCCUAACAUUGGAUUUUUAAAAACAAUUAUUUUGAAGAAUUACACAAAUUUUCUCUUUUAUUAAAUAACAGUAAUGUUUAGAAUUAUUUUAUAUUACAUUUUCAUGUUGAGUAAGGAAACCUUCUCCUUUAAAAUACAUUAAGAAAUAUCUGUCUGAAGUUGAAUCUCAAACAGUAUACUGGUACCCUUUUAUCCAAUUAAUGUACGUAAAUGGCUUGAACAUAGUAAAAACCCACUUUGGGUACCCUACUAACUUUUCCUUUUACGUGCUAAAGCCACUUCAUUAUUCACUGUUAGAAAAAUAGGGAAGGUGAGACAAUAGGGAAAAAAAUGUAGAGUAAAUGAUAAAUAUCAAUGUUGAAUUCUAAAACUCUGCAAUAACCUAGAUUGUGCCCUCUUCCCUCCCCCACGCCCCCAAUUCAGAAGUUUCAACCUUGACUAAUCAUCAGAAUCAUUUGGGUUGCUUAAAAAGAAUUCCUGGGUUAUAGCUUCUAGAUAGGUUUAGGUUGAGACCCUGGAUAGAAUUUUUAAAGCUCAACAUCUAAUGAUUCUGAUCAUAACUUAGAUUUGGAAACAGCUACCCUUGCCUCUUUCCUCCUAUAUCUUCCAUUGGAAACCCUGAAAUUAACAUAAUUUUAGCUAUUAGCAUUUUUUCACCAUUUAGUUUAUUUAAUAAUUAACUUGGUCACUGGAGAAGUUCACAUAUGUCCAUAUAUAUAUUUAGCAAAAAGUUCCAUGUUAGAUUAUCAGACUUGAUAUAGUUGUAGAAUUAUUGCGUAAGGGCAUCCUUUUUGAAGAAUAGUCCCAGCAUGGGAACAGUGAUCUGCUGCCCACAUGUCAGAGUGGUAUGCCAGGCUCAGUCACCAUCUUUGGCGGUGAAAUCCUCAUCUCCCUUUGUUUACCCUUAGGCGUAUGGCAGAAAUACCAGCGUUGCCUAGUUUCCCAUCCAUACUUUGGAUGUUGUGAAAAUGGUGUUAGUAUCCAGCCUUAAAAUGUAUUAGUGUACUCGUUUUACAAUAAGAGAAGUAUUUUGAAUUUUCUGUUUAAUCCAUUUGGAAGUAAAGGAAUAUUUCAUUUCCCCCUUUAAAAUUAUACCAGGUAUUAAUGCUUUUAAAGACCAAGCUGUUUUAAAAUUUUUCCUUUAUUUCAGUUUAUCAGGAGCAUUUCCAACAAUGAUCUUUUACAUAACGGUACCUAGUGCAAAUGUGCAGGAGCCUGACAACUUAGGCAAAGCAGUUCAUUUGCAGUCCUCCCUCCCAUCCUUAAAAUGUAUAUUUAUAUCACAUAUAGAUUUUUACACUGAGUAUUGAAAAAUAAAGUAGGAUCUGCUACAGUUUCCCUUUAAAUUUUAUAAAAAGCACUGAGAUUUUAAAAAGGUUACUUAAAUACAUGUGCAUGACCUUAAAAAACUUGGCUAUUGUCAAUAAAGUGCUAGUAUUUGUGAAAUUAUUAGUCCCGUUCAGAAAUCAUAUUUCUUAUAUCUCUUGGGAAUUUGUGGCAUAAUAAAGCAUAUCCAAAGUUCUAAUGUGUUUAUGAUAUUAUUUUCAAAGCAAUAAGUUUAUUAUCUUUAAAAUGAACGUGACUCUCCUCCUUUAUUUCUGACAUGCAUUAACUUGGGAAUUACUGUAGUAAUAUCUGUUUCAUCUUUCUAGAAUUGUUACUAAUUUUAUUGCACUAUAGUUACCUUUAGAGAGGAAGAGGAAGGCUUUAGGGUGUAUAUUUCUAAGGGAAUUUAUUAAAUAUAGUAGAUUAACAUUGUAAUACUUGCUCAAGUAGUUUAUAACAGAAGGUUAAGUAUCAGGAGCAGAUAUCUGAAACAAUGUGUUUUUUAAAAUAACUUUCUAAUUGCAGUAGAAAGCAAUGUAUUCUUAAGGUAAAAAACCUACCUCAGUUACAUGUGGUUUCUGUUGUCUGGAGUAAUCUGGAUUUUUUUUUUUUUUAAUCUGGAUUUUUAUAAUUAGAAAUUAAAAUGCAAAUUUUUGAGUCCACUAAUACUUUGUGGAAAAUAAUGCAAGUCAAUGUGGUAGCACGUCCGUAUGUUCAACACCAAAAGACAAAAUAGGAAGGACCUUGGGUUUGAUGAUUAAUCUGAUGUCCUACACAGUAUUCAUAUGUAUAGUGAUAGUUAUCUUUCAUCUUUUUUGUAGUUCUUUGAUCUUGACUCAGUACCUAGUAAGUUCACGCAAUGUUGGCACUUAUUUAAUAACUAUUCAUAAUGUUGUUAAUAACCUGUUAUAAGAUUAAGACAUAUAUUUUCAUCUUAUAAUACGAAAGACCAAACACACCAGCUUUUCACUGGGGGGAAUAUAUUAAGUGAGAAGGAACUAGCAUUCAGCAAUCAGAACUUUAAAAUAACAUGUUAAAGUCAGUGGUAAAUAUUCUCUUAUUAUAUCUAAACCAUUCCUAAUAUGUAACAGUAAACUUGACUUCUUUUGCAUUGGAACUAUGCUCUCAUAAAUAAAGGACGUCCGAUUGAUUAGGAUUGUAACUUGUACGACAUAUCUGAGAACUAGUGACACUUUCUUUUGUUGUUUCAAUAAACUGAAAGCAUAGUACUAAUAAGACAAACAUUUUGCUCAUCAGGUCCAUCAACAAAGGCACUUCCCCCCAUCCUGUUAGGUUUUCUCAUUGAUGUAUAGAAGUUGGUCGUUUCAUUCUCAGUGUAGACUUGAAUCAUAGUCCAAGAAAACCUGAGCCCAUGUUGUUUUUUUAGUUUACUUAGCUAGAAUCUCACAGCAUAUUAAAGUCAUAUCCCCAUCCCACCCCCCCAAAAUAAUUAUAUGUGAGAAAAAUAUGGUUGAGGGGGUUAUGUUAAAUUUUCAUACUUAUUCUUUCAGCAAGUAUUUAUUAGUCAACUGGGUAUACAAUUCUAGAUAUUACAGAAGUUUCAAAAAAAUGGACAUGGACCAGCCCUUCUGUCUAGCAUUGUACAAUCUGUAUAGUGUGUGUCAAUGCUAUCUUAAGAGUGCUAUCUUAAGUAGCAUUAGCCAGUCUAAUCUGAAUAGUUCAUUCAAAAGUAUUCUUUUUGUAUUUAUUAUCCAGCCAUUGUAUUUUAGGUCUGGUUAAUAGGUACUGUUUAAUUUGCUGCAGCAUUUACUGAAUGGUGGAUGAAAGACCUGAUGCAUAUUGGGAAGUAUCUUACCAUGUUUCUUUAAGAUAAUUAUGUAUUAUGAAAAGAACGUUUUAAAGGCAUUUGUAGCAGUGGUGAAGUAAAAAGAAUUCAGUGUAUGUCAGAUACACCAAACUGUUAAUGGUAUUCAAAUGUAAUUUUAAGUUAGUUUUUCUAUAUGCAUUAUUGAUUACUGGUUUGUUUUUAGGUAUUUAAGUCUAAUAAACAGUUCACAUAUUGGCAGUCACUUCGGUAAUAAUAGAAUGUUAGUGAUGACCACUUGAUGGACAUUUAUUACAUGCCUGUUUUGUUUUGUUUUGUUUCCCCCUCUGGAUACCUAAUAGAUGUAUAUUACCUUUUUUUUUGGUGAACUUGUUUCUUGAAAGUUUUGACUAUGCUAUUCAGGGUUUUUAUUAUUAUGCUUUUCUGCUAAAUUUAAGUAUCAGAUGUCUGCUGUUACCAGUAAAGACCAUAUGAAAGCUAAAAUUACUGUUUUGUUGAAAAAUCAGCUAAUUCAGGUAAUCCAAAUUUGUAGAGAAACAUCUGGAUCAUUUAUUGAUCACAUUAGUAUUGUGUAGACAGCUUUCAUAAUUCCCAUUGCGUAGGUUUUCACUGGGGUAGUCAACGUGCUAUAGAUUCACUUUUAAUAUGCUUUGCAUGUAAAAUAAUAAAUACUCAAUAAAAAGUAAAUUUUUGUUUAA
Messenger RNA from Balaenoptera musculus (blue whale), 6231 nucleotides. It is a transcript of the gene PAWR, whose product is annotated as pro-apoptotic WT1 regulator. Gene Ontology annotation, cellular component: cytoplasm. Lineage: Eukaryota; Metazoa; Chordata; Mammalia; Artiodactyla; Balaenopteridae. Gene Ontology annotation, biological process: positive regulation of apoptotic process; apoptotic process. The record is from RefSeq and is a predicted model, not a curated record. The coding region runs from base 339 to 1367 and encodes 342 amino acids. The transcript has 8 exons.